Molecule: messenger RNA, 1850 nt
Organism: Daphnia pulex (common water flea)
Lineage: Eukaryota; Metazoa; Arthropoda; Branchiopoda; Diplostraca; Daphniidae
Gene: MESK2
Product: protein NDRG3-like
Exons: 12
Coding region: 264-1559 (431 amino acids)
Biological process (GO): signal transduction
Cellular component (GO): cytoplasm
Source: RefSeq, a predicted model, not a curated record
AUAUAGUGGCCAUGCUCCUAGGCGGUCCUUGAGCGGUUGAGUCCCCUAACUGCUCUUACUCUUACCCCUCAGUCCGACUUCGUGAAUCGUGAGGCCAACAAUCCCGAAGUCAAUCUGCGCUGUUAGUUUUCCACCCAGCUGCAGUCGAAUCGCAGCUCGUAAAGUUGCAACAUUUCCAAGUCAGAAUUUUUCCAGUGAUUUGGCUUCCCCCAAAGUUAUACCUCUUUAAAAUUAUAGUUGGUGAUAAAGCAAAGUGAAACAUCAUGUCAAAUCCGUCUGCUGACAGUGCUUUUGCUAUGGAUGACAUUUAUCGAGCCACAACAACGGCGAUUCCCAAUGUAUCUCGAAAUGUGUUGGGUUCGUUGAAAACCUUUGUUGGCGCUGGAACCAAUGAACCCGAUGAAAAAGAGGCUUUCCUGGAUCUCAAACCAUUAACCAGAAGGGCUGUUUCUUCUGAAGUUGGUGAUGAUAUUGAAUUGAGGACAGUUCAAUUGCAAUUUCCAUCUGCUCGUACAUUGGACAAAAAUGCCUCCCUUUACCAGGAAGAGCGAAUUGAAACAGGAAGGGGUACUUUGCUUGUUGCUAAACAAGGCGAUCAAACUAAGCCUGCAAUGAUUACUUAUCAUGAUUUGGGUCUAAAUCAUGUGGCCAACUUCCAGGCAUUUUUUAACUUUUCAGAGAUGCGUAUCCUAUCUCAGAAUUUUUGCCUGUAUCAUAUCAAUGCCCCAGGUCAAGAAGAAGGCGCGGCUACAUUACCAGAAGGUUACGUAUAUCCUACUAUUGAGGAACUUAGCGAGCAGAUAAGCGAUGUGAUGCUGCAUUUCAAUCUUAAAACAUUCAUUGGUCUUGGAGUUGGUGUUGGCGCCAACAUUUUGGUUCGCUUUGCUCUGUCGCAUCCUGAGAGGGUUGACGCACUGUGUCUUUUGAACUGUAUCUCAACCACAGCCGGAUGGAUUGAAUGGGGGUAUCAAAAAUUGAAUUCUCGACAUUUGCGUUCGAAGGGUAUGACGCAAGGGGCCCUAGAUUAUCUGAUGUGGCAUCACUUUGGACGAUUAACGGAGGAGCGCAAUCAUGAUUUGGUUCAUGUUUAUCGUGAAUACUUUGAACAUCACGUCAAUCCAAUGAAUUUGUCGUUGUUCAUCGAUUCGUACAUUCAACGUACAGAUCUAAGUAUCACUCGUGAGUUAGAUCCGAAUCGCCGGGCAUCAGUGCGGACUGUGGAAGUUCCUGUCUUGAAUUUGACUGGAGCACUUAGUCCUCACGUCGAUGACACAGUGACUUUUAAUUCGAGAUUAGAUCCAUCAACUUCUACUUGGAUCAAAUUACAAGAUUGCGGAAUGGUUCUUGAAGAACAACCCGCGAAAAUUGUUGAGGCUCUCCGGCUCUUCCUCCAAGGGAAUGGAUACGCUCUGAGUUUAUCUCGGAAGCCAUUAGCUUCAGCUUCAGCAGAAGUCCUUGUUUCGGUCUCUCCGACGUCGACUAUUCCUUUAGCUCCUUCUCCUUCCUCAUCAGCGAACAAACUACUUUUAUUUGGAGAUGAUUUCAGUGUUGGUGGAUAAAUCCUAACUACAACCUAGACGAUGCCUAAAAUGCCAUCUGCAAGAUUAUUUGACGACGAUUGCCACCAGUUGAUUGUUGAUUCCGCAUACCUUCCUUUCGAGCAUAUUCUUACAACGUAGUUAAAAUUUAAUAAGUGGUUGAUGUCCUGAUACUUAUUUAGUUAUUUUAUUUGUUUUAUGCGCAAUACCUUAAAUAGAAAACACGAAACAAUUGUCAUUUUAUGUGAGCUGCGUUUAAAAAAAUUCAAAUGUGCACUAUUAUCAAAAUACAAACAUUAGUAAGCCGAAAAA